Pterocles gutturalis (yellow-throated sandgrouse) is the source of this 1965-nucleotide messenger RNA. Its product is annotated as formin-H-like. The transcript is spliced from 14 exons. The record is from RefSeq and is a predicted model, not a curated record. The annotation marks the transcript as partial. NCBI's taxonomy places the organism in Eukaryota, Metazoa, Chordata, Aves, Pterocliformes, Pteroclidae.
AUGGUGAAAAAUAAAGAAGUGAGCAUUGAAGGGGCUUUGCAUUUGGCACAGAAAGAGCUUUAUUCUGAAAAGGAUUCACAGGACUUGCUAACUGGAUCACAAUUUAACUUCAGUAUCUACAAGUACAAACACUAUCGGUGGCAGAAACGAAUUUUGCAGAUUGAUUUCAAUACAAAGACCAUUUUUAACAUUGAAAAAGGAAUUAUUAAGAAACAGUUCCCUUUCUCUCAAGUCAAAGCCUGUGAAGAUACUGAAAGGAGGCGCUUCAGCAUUGUGUUUCAUGGGCGACAAGAUUAUGAGCUGGAAGCAGUGUCUCUUGAUGAUAAAAGGAAGAUAACAUACCUUCUGAGCAGAGUUAUACAGAGCAAUUCUUCUAAGAGGCCAGUAGACUCCUGCUCUGGAAGACCUCCAGAAUGUGACGUGAUACACGAAGGACUGCUGGAUUUGCAGCAAAACACUUUCACGUCCACUGAAUGGGUGAAGUGCUUGGUCCAACUACGUGAAGGAGAACUGACUUUCUAUUGCAUAGGUGUGGGACGAAAGAACAAGACUGCAGAUCCCGUAACAAAUACAAUUAAUUUGUCAGGUGGUAAUGUGAGUGUCAGCAAGGAGAAUGGAUGCAGUGCCUUUUCAGUUCAGACCAAAGAACACAAUUAUUUGUUUCGAAUACCCUUUACUGUCCAAAAUAACAGGGCAGAGGAUGUUAGCAAGCUCCAGAACGAAUGGGUGUCUCUCAUAGAAAGGUACUGCCAGCUGCACAAGACUGUCCCGCUGCCUCUGGAGGAAUCACCUCCUCAAGGAUUUAUCUCAUUGGAACCGGAUUAUGUGGAUUUUGCUGUACCUCUGAAUGAACAGAAAGAGGAAGCCCUCUACUUUGGUGUGAGUUCUGCAACGACGAGUCUGAACAAGUCUUCAAGCCCCCAGACAAAGCCCACAGAGGGGGAAGCAGCCCCAGCAUCACCAUCUCUUGCACCUCCCAUGAGUAAGGCAGAGGUACCGCCAGCCCCACCUGCCUUACCGCAGCCCUGCAGCCUCUCUCCAUCCACAAAGAGAACCAAAGCCUUUCACUGGGAUGUUGUUCCUUGUGACAAGAUUCAAAAAUCUGUCUGGGGAUUGUGUGACCCAAGCAAGAAAAGAAUAGAUGUGUCCAGACUCUGUGAUCAGUUCCAGAUCCAGGACAUGGCAGUAUUUUUGGGCAACGAACCUUCAGUGAAUCAGCACAUCAUGUUAGAUCGAAAAGUUGCACAUAACUUCAACAUUUUUCUUAAAAGUUUCCAUAUAAAACCAAGUGAGCUGAAAGAAAAACUAUACAUCAUACAUGAAGAGAGUGGUGGACUUACAGAUGAGCAGAUUACAGCACUAAGAAGAUACAUGCCAACACCAAAGGAUGCAGAAAGGUACCAGUCAUUCAGGGGGUCCCCUUCAGAGCUGCAUGUGGUUGAUCAAUUUAUGUUUGAGAUGUGUAAAAUCCCCCACUUAGCCCAGAGGCUGGAUCUCCUGCUUACCAUCCGUGAGCUCCCUGUGAGCAUGAGAGAUUUGGAGCCGCUAAUAAACCAGAAAAUCCGAGCAAGUAAGCAGCUGCAGUCCAGCCAGAAGUUUGUUGCUGUCUUGGAGUACAUUUUAGCCAUUGGGAACCAUUUAAAUGAAAAGGCUGGAAAAGAGAAGGCCAAAGGAUUUAGACUGUCAUCUUUGACCAAAUUAACUCUGCUGCGGGGUAAGGAGAGGACGUUCACCUUGCUUCAUGCCCUUGUGGAACAGAUCUUCUUACAUGAGCCUGAUUUGGCUAAAUUUUCUCAGGAGUUGACAGAAUUUGAAGCUGUUCCUGAUGCUUCCAUGAAGGGCCUCAGUGCUGAAAUUGAUGUUUUAAAAAAAGAAUUGGAGAACGUUAUUCAAUGCAGGCGGCUUAUUAAACCCAAGACAAUCAAGGCAACACCCCAGGAGUCACAGUUCUGCAAGGAACUAAAG